AUGCUCCCCCUCGGCCUCCUGACGGCAGCACAAGGCCAUCCCAUGCUAGUGGAACUGAAGAACGGCGAAACUCUCAAUGGCCAUCUAGUAAACUGCGACACGUGGAUGAAUCUGACGCUCAAGGAAGUCGUGCAGACGAGUCCGGAAGGAGACAGAUUCUGGAGACUCCCAGAAUGUUAUGUGAGGGGAAAUAAUGUGCGUCUUGAUUUGCCAUCAAAUAUCUCCGAGUUCCAGAAGAAGUCAUCGAAUUCGCGAGAGAACAACAGCAGCAACAACAGCAACAACAUCAGCAGGGUGGUGGACAGCGUGGUAGUCGGGGUGGGCAAGCUGGUCACGGUACCGGUGGAAGGGGAGGAGGCGAUCGUGGACGAGGGGGCGGUGGACAGGGAAGGGGUGGCGGAAGAGGGCACGGUCGUGGGAGAGGGGGAGGAAGAGGGCAGGGUUGAGGUGAAUUCGCUUUUUGGCGUGCUAUAUUGCGCGUGUCUCUAUGGGAUAUGCAUCGUGACGAUCACCCCCCCGAUGCUCAAAGAUACCGAAUCGUCAACACACAUUAACAGCACUUCACACUUUUACAUCAAGAUCCGGACCUCGUCCAAUUCAGACCUUUCCCGGCACUCUGCAAAUCAAUGCCCAAUCGGCCAGCGAGAAGAUAGAACAAGUUUUAUCUGGCCUGCGAUCGACAUGCAGACCCAAAGCCAUCAUAAUCUCCCAUCAAAAAUGGAGACAUCAAUGCAAAAAUUUUGA
This is a messenger RNA of Fonsecaea nubica, 744 nucleotides long. RefSeq lists its product as hypothetical. NCBI's taxonomy places the organism in Eukaryota, Fungi, Ascomycota, Eurotiomycetes, Chaetothyriales, Herpotrichiellaceae. The transcript is spliced from 2 exons. Gene Ontology annotation, cellular component: U6 snRNP; P-body; spliceosomal tri-snRNP complex. Gene Ontology annotation, biological process: nuclear-transcribed mRNA catabolic process; mRNA splicing, via spliceosome; spliceosomal snRNP assembly. Gene Ontology annotation, molecular function: U6 snRNA binding. The coding region runs from base 1 to 744 and encodes 247 amino acids. The record is from RefSeq and is a predicted model, not a curated record.